Molecule: messenger RNA, 675 nt
Organism: Rhinocladiella mackenziei CBS 650.93
Lineage: Eukaryota; Fungi; Ascomycota; Eurotiomycetes; Chaetothyriales; Herpotrichiellaceae
Exons: 2
Coding region: 1-675 (224 amino acids)
Biological process (GO): late endosome to vacuole transport; endosome transport via multivesicular body sorting pathway; protein transport
Cellular component (GO): multivesicular body; ESCRT III complex
Source: RefSeq, a predicted model, not a curated record
AUGCAGUCAUUUAAGGCGGUCUUCUUUAAGCCGGAUCCGCAGGAACAAAAACGAAAAUGUGACGCUAUCAUCCGGAAGAACGUCCGAGCCUUGGACCGCGAUAUUCUCAAUCUGAAAGUCACCGAGCAAAAAACCAGGAGUCUGAUCCUCAACUCAUCGAAGAGAGCGCAGAAAAACCCCUCACAAGCGAAACAAGGCGCAGCCGAGGCACGAAUAUUUGCACGAGAAUUGAUCAAGGUGCGGAAACAGGCGGCAAGAUUACACACGAGCAAAGCCCAGCUACAGAGCGUACAGAUGCAGGUCAACGAAGCAUUCGCAGUACGAAAGAUCGAAGGCAGUUUGAAGGCCAGUACAAAUAUCAUGAAGGAUGUCAACACCCUCAUUAGAUUGCCCGAGUUGACGGGCACGAUGCAAGAACUUAGCCAGGAGUUAAUGAAGGCGGGCAUUAUUGAGGAGAUGGUCGGCGAUGCUCUACCCAAUGAUGAAUUAUUGGAAGGAGAGGACGAGGAAGCCGAGACCGAAGUCGACAAAGUGUUGGGCGAGGUGCUGAAGGGGAAGCUGGGAGCUCCAGAACAGCAAGUCCCGCAACUGCCCGUGGAGGAGGAAGAAAAUGCCGAGGACAGGGAAGCAGAACUGGAGCAGAUGCGAGGGAGACUGGAAGCUUUGAAGAGUUGA